AUGGAGUGGUUUGAAACUGAGCUUUGACCUCACAGGAGGGCAGGAGCGCCACACUCCAACUCCACCUUCUCACGCCCAACCUUCUUCAUACUGACUGGCAUUCCAGAGUUAGGGGUUGCCCAGGCCUGGCUGACACUGGUCUUUCGGCCCAUGUAUCUGCUUUCUCUGCUGGGCAAUGGAGCACUGCUGGUAGUGGUGGAGAUAGACUCCACACUGCACAAGCCCAUGUUUCUGUUCCUGGCCACCCUGGCAGCCACAGACCUGGGUUUAGCCACAUCUAUAGCUCCAGGGCUGUUGGCUGUGCUGUGGCUUGGGCCCCAGCCUGUGCCAUACGUUGCCUGCCUGUUCCAGAUGUUCUUUGUUCAUGCACUGUUGGCCAUGGAAUCUGGUGUACUGUUGGCCAUGGCCUGUGAUCGUGCUGUGGCAGUAGGGUGUCCACUGCACUACCCCAUCCUAGUCACCAAAGCCCACGUGGGCUAUGCAGCCCUGGCACUGGCACUGAAAGCUGUGGCAGUUGUUGCGCCUUUCCCUCUGCUGGUUGCAUGAUUUGGGCACUUCCGAGCCAAGACCACAGACCACGCCUACUGUGCACACAUGGCGGUGGUGGAGCUGGUCGGGCGUAACACUCGGGCCAGCAACUUUUAUGGGCUGGUGCUUUCAUUGGCCGUGUCAGGUGUAGAUAUUCUAGGCAUCACAGGCUCUUAUGGGCUCAUUGCCCACACUGCUGUGCUGCGGCUGCCUACCCAGGAAGCCCGUGCCAAGGCCUUUGGUACAUGGAGUUCCCACAUCUGUGUCAUUCUGGCCUUCUACGUGCCUGGUCUCUUCUCACGCCUCUUUGGUCGUCGCACCAUCCCAAAGCCCAUGCACAUCCUUUUUUCUAACAACUAUUUGCUGCUACCAUCUGCCCUCAACCCGCUCAUCUAUGGGGCCCACACCAAGCAGAUCAGCGACCAGCUCCUAGAAACCUUCGCAUUCAGAAAAAGCCAGUUCUAA
Messenger RNA from Kogia breviceps (pygmy sperm whale), 993 nucleotides. It is a transcript of the gene OR52W1, whose product is annotated as olfactory receptor family 52 subfamily W member 1. Gene Ontology annotation, biological process: G protein-coupled receptor signaling pathway. Gene Ontology annotation, cellular component: plasma membrane. Gene Ontology annotation, molecular function: olfactory receptor activity. NCBI's taxonomy places the organism in Eukaryota, Metazoa, Chordata, Mammalia, Artiodactyla, Physeteridae. The record is from RefSeq and is a predicted model, not a curated record.